AAAGUGGCGAACUCGCAGCUGACAACUUUUGUCUUGAACUGUGACCAAGAAUUGGGGCUGCCUUAUCAGCUUCAAACUGGGGAGCUGCCAGACCGUUGCAAGAAAACUUAACGAAUCCCGCUCUCUCUCCCUCUCUCUCAAACAAAGGCGCGCAGAGAUAAGGAGAGAGCAAGAGAGAGGCGCACUUGUCGUCCUGUGAUUUGCGCCUUACGUCUUUGGCUGCUCAACAGUUUCCUGCCAAUGUCCCGUUACGACACACCGUUACGUUAUUUCCUAUCAGCAUAACGGUAGCAACGGAUUCGGGGCCCUUUAAAUAAGUUUAAAUGCAACCACCUGCCGUUAAUCAACAAGGAUAAUCGCCCAGAUCCACGUCGUUCCCGUAUCAUAUCGCCAACGCCGCGAUUUUGUCGGUUUAACCCCGUUAACCCUGUUUUGUUUUCUGCGACUUCCGUUUCAUUUUUCGCGAGUGUUUUUUGUCGGUUAUAUAAGUGGACACAGGCACACGGGAAACACAUAUAAAUUAUUCUACGAAAGGAUACAAACAAACAGCUAGCAGCACUGCGAUGGCGUCUACUACUAAUGCACCGUUAUCACCAGCAAUUAAGCACUAACAAAAGCACCAAAAAGACAAACAAAAGAAACAGUUACUCUGAGAAAACUUUUAAACUGCAACUAAUAUUCAAACACGACGAUAAACAACAACAACAAUAGCAAGGGGAAGGCAGAAUGCUCUUUAUUUAGCGGCCAGAAAGUAUGCAACGAAAAAUGUCCAGCGAACUGUUAGUUACCUGAACGCAACACCAGGCGGCGCUAAGGAAGAGAGCGAGCGAGCGAGAGAGAGAGAGUUGGCGGAUAAUUAGAGAAAACGGAAACGGAAACACAGCACACACACACAGACACAAACAAACACAUGCACAGCACCCCUAGACACACAUAGAAUACCGCCUCUAAUAAAUCAAGAAAUAAUAAUUAUAAUAAUAAUAAACCGCAAUCAUGGCCAACACAGCACAGUUAUUGCGUCGCCAGAGCUCCCGGGAUAUAGUCCUUAAAAGCCAGAAAAGCAUUGAUCAGCUGGAAUUGAGGGAACUGCGCGGCCGCUUGGUACCCAAGGAACAUGGCGUCAGCCAUCACCAUCACACGUCGCUGCAUCUGCACCAGCCACUUUAUGGAGCCACCAAUCAGGGCUUUAUGUCCGAUGCCUUCGAUGAGUCCUCGGAACUGGAACAGGAUCCGCCGCCCUUUGGCUCCGAGGCAAGCACCUCCAAGGCCAAGGCCGAGCUGGUGGCCAAUGCUGCGGCGGCGGAUCAGCAACAGGACAUUGUGGAGGGCGAGAAGGAGGGCGAGGAGCGUGAGAGCUGGGACAGCAAGAUAAUGUUCCUGCUGGCCACCAUUGGCUAUGCCGUUGGUCUUGGCAACGUGUGGCGCUUCCCGUAUCUGGCCCAAAAGAAUGGCGGUGGUGCCUUCCUGGUGCCCUACUUCAUCAUGCUGUGCAUCCAGGGUAUACCCAUCUUUUACCUGGAACUGGCCAUUGGCCAGCGUUUGCGCAAGGGCGCCAUCGGUGUCUGGAGCCAGGUGUCACCAUAUUUGGGCGGCAUUGGCAUCUCCUCGGCGGUGGUCAGCUAUAUAGUGGCUUUGUACUACAACACGAUAAUUGCCUGGUGCCUGAUCUAUCUGCUGCACAGCUUCGAGUCACCGCUACCGUGGGCGGACUGCCCCACGCGACUCUACUCCAACUAUACGUACGACCAUGAGCCGGAGUGUGUGGCCUCGUCGCCGACGCAGUUCUAUUGGUAUCGCACCACGUUGCAGUGCUCGGAGAGCGUUGACCUGCCGGAGAACUUUAACUAUCACAUGGCCAUUGCGUUGAUUGUCUCCUGGUUUCUGGUCUACAUAUGCAUGGUCCAGGGUAUAACGUCGUCGGGCAAAAUUGUCUAUAUGACGGCCAUCUUUCCGUACGUUGUCCUCAUCAUCUUCUUCUUUCGCGGGAUCACGCUGAAGGGAGCCGCCGAUGGGGUGGCCCAUCUGUUUACGCCGCGAUGGGAGACACUGCUGGAUCCGGUGGUGUGGCUGGAGGCAGGCACCCAGAUCUUCUUCUCGCUGGGCUUGGCCUUUGGCGGUCUGAUUGCCUUCAGUUCGUAUAAUCCGGCGAAUAAUAAUUGCUACAGGGACGCCAUACUUGUGUCGCUGACAAAUUGUGGCACUUCGAUGUUUGCGGGAGUUGUGGUAUUUUCGGUCAUCGGAUUCAAGGCCACGGCCACGUUUGAUCGAUGCACCGAGGAGAGGAACGGAUUGAUAUCGCAGAACAAGACAACCAACCUGCCGGUGUGUGAUUUGCAAACGGAGUUGGCCAAUAGUGCUUCGGGCACUGGACUGGCCUUUAUUAUAUUCACGGAGGCGAUCAAUCAAUUUCCGGGCGCCCAGCUCUGGGCCGUCCUUUUCUUCCUCAUGCUGUUUACCCUGGGCAUCGAUUCGCAGUUUGGAACACUGGAGGGUGUGGUCACCUCGCUGGUGGACAUGAAGCUCUUUCCCAACCUGCCCAAGGAAUAUAUAGUGGGGGCUUUGUGCUUUUCCUGCUGCCUGAUUUCCAUGUGCUUUGCCAACGGUGCCGGCAGCUACAUCUUUCAGCUGAUGGACAGCUUUGCCGGCAACUUUCCGCUGCUGAUCAUCGCCCUCUUCGAGUGCCUAUCGAUUAGCUAUAUCUAUGGUGUGCGCCGAUUCUCGGAUGACAUCGAAAUGAUGACCGGCUCGCGGCCCAAUUUCUAUUGGAUGUUCUGCUGGAAGUAUCUGUCCCCCUGUGCCAUGGUCACCAUCCUUCUGGCCUCGUUCUAUCAGCUGCUAACCGAGGGCAGCAGCUACCCUGCCUGGAUUGCCGCCAAAGGAUCCACCGAGUCCAUGGAGUGGCCACACUGGUGCAUUGUCAUUGCCUUCUUCUUGAUACUCUCGUCCAUCCUGUGGAUACCAAUUGUGGCGAUUUUGCGCCUUUGCGGCAUCAAGGUGGUGGAGGAUUCGGAUCCUGCCUGGUUUCCCGAGGCGGAACUGAAGGAAGUCCAUGGCAUUGUGCCACACGAGCCAACCGAACUGGAGCGUAGCAUUUUCUGCUUCAACAUGGAUGGAACGGAGGGCAUGUGCUGCCCCAAAUAUGGUCUCCCCGAGAAGUCCCUGGAGGAGGAGGAGUAAACGUGACAAUAACCGAAAUAGAAACCGAUGAAAUCGUAAUGUAAAUAUGGACAAUAACUAAGCACACACACUCACCGACGUUGGGCGGCGUCGAUAUCAAAGAAAACACUCCUAUAUAUGGUCCCAAAGACUGUUAAAAAAAAAAGAAACGAAAACGAAAACGAAAACAAAAAUACAAAGAGAAACCACAAAAACAAUAAGGAAAAUAGGAAAAUAAAAACAAAAUAAAGAUAGCAAUAGUAACAACAGGAACGGUGAAAACUCGACGCUGGAUGCGCGGUUUCAUUCAAGCAGAAAGCUAAUCGUAGAAAAGAAAAAAUGAAAGAAAAAUGAAGAAAAAUCGAUAGAGAAAUAUUUCCGCAUAACUUCAUUAGCAUGUGGCAAAAUCGUAAUCAUAAAAUCAUAAUUAUACCGGUAUUAUGAUUAUCGCUUUCCAUUUGCCAGGCCAGCCCUUGUAGGGGCUCUACAUAUCCGAUUUCGUAUAGCCAUAUUUGAUUUCGAGCCCAAGAAGAGAAACCAACUGUAACUUGCUGACUAUAUAUAUAUACAUACAUAUACGAUAUACACAAUAACUACUGUAUGCUAUUGAUUUCGACUCGAUUAAUGUUAAGCCAUAACCAUAUCAUGCGGGCAUUGGGCACCACCUAUAAUAUACUAUAUACUAUAUAUAUUAUCAGCUAUAUACCUAUAUUCAUUCUCUGUUGUGAUCAGCUCUUGGCUUUCUGUGUUUAUUGUUGUUAUCGAGGAUACUGUUGCUCAUAUCACAUCCGAAACUAUGCUAGCCAAACUUUAAAGUCUCAGUGUUAUAGGGAACGAUGGGGGAUAUAUAUAUUAUGUUUUGCUCCAAUCGAAAGUUAUACCACAUUACUUGUUGACCGCCAUAACAUAGCUCUCCACUCCACUGUACUUAUGAUCUACACACUCGAGAUUAGUUAGGAACUGGGGAUCGCAUCUAUAGGGGAGUAUAUCCCUAGAUAUAUAUAUAUAUUUACAUUUACAUUUACAUUUACAUUUAACAAAACGCAAACGCAACCGUUCAACUAGCCCAAAAAAGAAAUACAAAUGAAAAUAUAUGGAAGAGGAGGAACUCUAUAUAUAUAUACAUAUACAUAACUGGAGAAGGCUUAACGAAACGACUCACGAUAUCAUUCCAUCAUGGACGAACUAUUAUACAAAUUAAUGAAAAAUAUAUAAGCCUAUAUAGUAUAUAUUUGUGUCUGUUGAAAUUUGGUUAGAGGGUGGCUGGGUUACAGUUGGGGGUUAAGUUUUAACCUUUAACCUUAAGCAGACACCCGAUAGCAAUUGAUUUCGCUGUAUUAUAAAUUCAACAUUUAUUUGUGGUAUAUUUAUACAUAUACAUCGAUAUAUAUAUUAUAUACAUCUAUUUAGAAGGAAAGAACAAAUAUAUAUUAUACAUGUAUUAAGUGUUAUUGAUGUUGACAAUAAAAGAAACCCAUAAGAAACGAGUUUUAAACAAAGAAAAAUGAAUAAGAAACAAGUGAGAUAUAGACAAACUUCCGAUACACACACAACCACCCACAGUUUGCUAAAAACAAAACAAAAAAAAUAGAGUAUGAUAAAAGCAAAACGUAUAAAUACAUAUAAAUAUAUUUACGGCGAAGCAAUAAUUAUUAGAUUCGAUAUUAUUCCGAUUAUUGUUGUUAUCGAUUAUUUUGCUCGCUCUCGAAAAUGUCUCGUAAUUGAUGUAAAACUCACUCAUUCGUACUGAUCAUGAUAAUGCUAAUAAUUUACUAAUAUUUAAUUCGCAACUGAUAAAUUAUAAAGAGAAUUCCAACUAAAAAUGACAAUAAACAAUAUAAAACUAA
Molecule: messenger RNA, 5003 nt
Organism: Drosophila kikkawai
Lineage: Eukaryota; Metazoa; Arthropoda; Insecta; Diptera; Drosophilidae
Product: sodium-dependent neutral amino acid transporter B(0)AT3
Biological process (GO): sodium ion transmembrane transport
Cellular component (GO): plasma membrane
Source: RefSeq, a predicted model, not a curated record